UUCUUCCCGCCCUGGACUCACAAGGGGGCUUGUUCCCCGGAGAUGUAUUUACUGCAGGUUGACGUUGCUCAUCGUAUUGUUUUAAGAAUAAUCAUUUUCCCAGAUUUCUAUUUCAGAUUCAAGCCGCUAUCCAGAGCAUCAUUCUGUUAGAUCGUCUGGUAUCAAGUAUUUCGACACAGUAGUUCGCUUCCUCUCCAUACAUUUGCCCACAUCAAAAUGAGUUUUAGAAUUGCUUCUAUGUGGGAGGCUCCUGAAGUCAAUCCAGUUAAUGGAAAAGCGCGAUCUAUUCCAAUGUUGAAUCCCAUCAAUAAGUAUGGGAGGGUAUACUUCUUCUCUUGGUUUGGAUUCAUGAUUGCUUUUCUGGCGUGGUAAGUUUUGUCGCUAUGGAGGUUUGUCGGAUCUUUGCUAACCAUAGAUAGGUAUGCCUUUCCGCCUUUGGUAAUUUGACAACAGAACCCCUGCUCAAAGCUCGAUUCUAAUAUUCUUGCAGCUAUCCGAUGCAAUCAAGCACGAUCUCAAAUUGAGUCAGAUUGAAAUUGCCAACUCCAACAUUAUUGCUCUUACAGCCACGUAAGUUCUUCCUCUUCUAUAAGGGAUCACCAUCUAAAAGUAUCUCAGACUUCUCGUCCGACUUGUCGCGGGUCCAGCAUGUGAUGCUUUCGGCCCUCGAAUAACAUUCGCAGCAUGUCUUCUCCUCGGUGCAAUUCCCAGUGUUCUUUCCGGCACCAUUCACAACGCGAUGGGUCUAUACUUCAUCCGAUUCUUUGUCGGAAUCCUAGGAGGAUCAUUCGUCCCAUGUCAAGUCUGGUCCACCGGCUUCUUUGACAAGAAUGUUGUAGGAUCCGCCAACUCUCUCACAGCCGGCCUAGGAAACGCAGGCGGAGGAAUCACAUACUUCGUUAUGCCAGCCGUCUACGAUUCCCUUCGCCAAAAACAGGGCCUAAGCGAACAUGUCGCAUGGAGAGUGUCCUUCAUCGUCCCUUUCAUUCUGAUCACCUCCGUAGCAAUCGCACUCUUCCUUCUAUGUGAGGACACCCCAACAGGGAAAUGGUCUGAACGUCAUCUAGCCGUACAGCAAAACCUUCAAUCCCACGGCCACAACCACAGCAAUGGAGUAGUCAACAUCCCAGGCGGCAUAACUGACAAAACAUCCACCCCCGCCCACACCACAGGAACCAUGACCCCAACUUCUACCUCCAACGAGAAAGUCGACGAAGAAGCCGCCCAAGCCGCACGCUCAAAACAACCCUCCUCCUCCCAACAAAAAGACGCCUCCCUUAAUCCCGCCAUCCUUGAUGCCGCGAAGGGAGAAGUCAUCCAGAAACCCUCGUUCCGCGAGGCUAUGCAGGUCAUCUUCACACCCCAGACUCUCGUCGUAGCCUCCUGCUACUUCUGCACCUUCGGCGCCGAACUAGCCAUAAACUCCAUCCUAGGAGCCUACUACCUCAAACAAUUCCCUCGACUAGGACAAACUGGCACCGGAAACUGGGCCGCCAUGUUCGGGCUCCUCAACGUCGUCUUCCGCCCUCUCGGCGGCAUCGCAGCCGACUUCCUCUACAAACGCACCACCUCUCUCUGGUCCAAAAAGGUCCUCCUCCACGCCCUCUCCAUUUUGUGCGGCGUCUUCCAAAUCAUCAUCGGCGUCACGAAUCCCGCGAGCAGUAGUAUGAUGUUCGGGCUCAUCGCCGGCAUGGCGUUCUUCCUCGAAGCGGGGAAUGGAGCAAAUUUCGCGCUCGUGCCGCAUGUGCAUCCGUAUGCCAAUGGGAUUAUCUCUGGUGUGACGGGUGCGUGUGGAAAUCUAGGGGGGAUUGUUUUUGCGAUUAUUUUCCGGCAGCAGGGGAGGGAUUAUGCGAGGACGUUUUGGGUUAUUGGGGUUAUGACUGUGGCGAUUAAUGUGGCGAUUUGUUGGAUUAGACCGGUGGGUGGGAGGAAAUAG
This is a messenger RNA of Hymenoscyphus albidus, 1936 nucleotides long. The record is from the annotation of a GenBank genome assembly. NCBI's taxonomy places the organism in Eukaryota, Fungi, Ascomycota, Leotiomycetes, Helotiales, Helotiaceae.